UGUGCAAUAGUGUGCGUGAUGUGCUCUGACGUAUCACCAAGACCCUCGAGUUGUCACCCCCCUCUAAUUUUAGACUUGUGCUCGUCGGCAGCGACAGCACAUGACUUUAAGCCUGUGUGGUCUUAUUGAACAUUGGCCAAGCCGGCCAACCCCCCACAGCCCAGCUCAGCCAAUAAGAUUAAAGCCCUGCGUGUAGCAAGGAUUGAAUUAAGUAUCAAAACACAGUAGAAAUAGUGCAUCUGACAGUUGUCAAAAGUUCCUGGAUCUCAGAGAGCAGAAAUUUUGCAGCAAGAGGAACUGUGAAGACAAAAGAACCGGGUGUUACCUGUGUCUCAGAUUCCUGUUGAAUACACUGUUAUGGCCUAACUCAACGCAAGCCAAGUGACGUUUGGACUUCAGUUGAUCGCUGCUCACUACAUCAACAUGGGUCGCUACCUCGGCACCAACCUGUGUUCAAGCUCUGUGAACAGGACUUUGAAAAUGUGCCGCAAAAUUAGGUACACAAUGAGCCCUAUCAGAAAGGACCAGCGUAUGGCCAAAGCACUGCUCAGUCUGGACAAAUAUUCACAGCUGCCACCCUCUCAACCUUCUAGAUCUGCAAGACAGGCUGCUUUUAACAAUGUAAAGCACAGUGAUGCAUGCUCUACCUCUCACUGCUUCCUCCGAGACUAUACCAAAGAAGCAAGGCAUCUCCAGAUUGUGCGUUUUUGUUCGUCUUCUGACAGGGAUGCAUUCAAAGCCGACGCUCCAGUUGGUAUUUAUGAGGAGGCUCAGAGCAAUUUUCAUCUGAGUUCACUGGGAGGACGUCUCGGUCAAUCAUUUAACCAGUUGUCCAGACACAUUAACAUUUAUUUCAAGAGAAAGAAUGCUGUAGCGCUUGCUGAAAAUGUCACUCUUGUUGUCACAACUCCAGAGUAUCUUGGCAGGCAGCAGAGGCGCAGACAGAGUCAACGGGCAACCACAGAGCAAAAUGUUUCUGAGAGCAAAGACACAGCGCAAAGCAAACAAGAGAGCUCAGAAACAAGUUCUUCAACAAAGGAAUUAUCUGCGCUGCAACUAUUUCAUACCAGCUCUUUAGCAACAAGAUUUGGUGAGAGCUACAGCUACGUUGCUCAUCACAUUAACUCAGUGUUCUCUCGAGGUUUUGCAAAAGUUAGAGGCCAGGAGGAUCUGGAAGCCGUGUCUUCUACCAGAGGGACCAACAGGAGGCAGAAGAGGAGAAAACUGCAAAACACGUACAUUACAAAUGCUAAAGAUGACGACCUGCCUCAAGUGACAUCCAGUAGUGAAAAGGCAGCAGUGGAACACAACAAUCUCUCCAGCAGCUGGGAGGAAGGAUACCUUUACUUUGCAAGACACAUCAAUAGAUACUUUGGUGCCAAAGUUACAGAUGAAGCUCAGAAUAAAAGAGAACAGCUGCCUGUAGAAAAGAAUAAUGCUUGCAAAAAAUACAUUUCAACACAAUCUGCAUUACAAACUCACAAGUCACAACCGAAGCAAGCACCGAUUAACCCUGAAUCUGGAGGCCUUUUCCACCGCAGCUUUAAUGCAACUGACUUCGGUGAAAGCUAUUUUCAGACAUCCAGUCACAUCAAUCAGUAUUUCAAGAGUCAAAGCGAACUGGAUGAGGACACUGAUGGAAAUCACAUGACAAAGAUGAACCCUGGAUCCCUGAAAACCCUUGAGAGGACAAAAACUGUAUCUUUCAUGGACUGCCUUCUCCACCCGACGAGUGCCAUUCCAGACCUGCUGGGUUCUUAUCUAAAAGCAGGCACCAUGUCCCAGACUAACAAGCCCAAAACUGCCAUGACGCCACCACAGGCAAUGAUAAAUAAAAAGCUGGUCUUGAGUCACAGGAAGGCAGAGGAAAUGACUCUUGGGUUGCUGGGCAGUUUGGGACUGGCUUCAUCUCCACAAGCUUUUGUUACCUGCAUUGAGGCACUUAAUGAACACCUGAUCCGCUACCCCUCAUGUAAAGCUCUGAUCUGGCAGGAGAAAACUGCAGUCACGCUGUUGAGACAGCGGCGAACCUACAGACACCACCAGGAACUUCAGGCUGCUGUAAGAGAAAGCUUGGCUCUGAUUGGAUAUGUGGAUCCAGUCAAAGGUCGUGGCAUUAGAGUGCUCUCAAUAGAUGGUGGCGGCACAAGAGGUGUGGUGCCUCUGCAGUUUUUAAAGCUGCUGGAAGAAGAAACAGGCAAAAAGAUCCACCAGCUGUUUGACUACAUCUGUGGAGUGAGCACAGGUGCCAUUCUGGCCUUCAUGUUGGGUCUGGCCCGUUUCUCUCUGGAGGAGUGUGCUGACAUGUAUCGUCGAUUUGGAUCAGAAGUGUUCCGGCAAAACCCGCUGGUUGGCACUGUGAAGAUGGGUUGGAGUCACUCGUACUAUAACACUGAGACCUGGGAGGCAAUACUACAAGAGAAGCUGGGUGGUAGGCUGCUUAUUAAAACAGCCAGAGAUGAGUUAAGUCCCAAGGUUUCAGCAGUCAGCGCAGUGGUAAAUUGGGGUACCAGUCCGAAGGCUUUCGUCUUCCGCAACUAUAACCAUAAACCAGGUUGCCUGAGUCGCUAUGCAGGAGCUUCAGGCUGCCAGAUGUGGCAGGCGGUUCGGGCAUCAUCUGCUGCACCAGGAUACUUCCAGGAGUUCACUUUGCAAAGUGACAUUCACCAGGACGGAGGAAUUCUCCUGAACAAUCCCUGUGCCUUGGCUGUCCAUGAGAGCCGUUUGCUGUGGCCCAACCAGCACUUCCAAUGCGUGCUAUCGCUUGGCACCGGUCGCUAUGACAACGUUAAGAGGGGACCUGCUACCUCCACGAGUUUGAGGGCCAAAAUCAGCAAUCUGAUCUGCAGUGCCACCGACACCGAAGGGGUCCACACCCUGUUGGACGACCUGCUGGCCCCAAACGUCUACUUCCGCUUCAACCCCAUGCUGAGCGCUCAGGUGUCCCUGGAUGAGAACCGACCGGGAGCCCUGGACCUGCUGCAGAGAGACACCCAGAACUACCUGGAGAGGAAUCGGAACAAGUUAGCCAGACUCUGCUUGGUGCUCGGGGCGGAGCGCUCAUCUGUUAGCAGAACUAAGGACUGGAUGAGUGAGAGGGCCUGGGAGAUGAAACAGAGAUUGAUGUGAGGAGGUGAGAGGAGGCAUGUCGACACAGAGAUGAUUAGCUUGUGUACAGACGCACACUUAUACAGACGAUGGAGAAAAAUAACACAAACACUUUAAAGUGCAACAGCACUGCUGCAGAACACACACACAGGUUGACAAAAUGUUUUCUUCCUGUCAUAGUACUUGAUUUUACGGUGUUUGCUGCUGAAAUCAUAAAGGCUGCUACAUGA
This is a messenger RNA of Amphiprion ocellaris (clown anemonefish), 3338 nucleotides long. Its product is annotated as calcium-independent phospholipase A2-gamma-like. Gene Ontology annotation, cellular component: membrane. The record is from RefSeq and is a predicted model, not a curated record. The coding region runs from base 424 to 3129 and encodes 901 amino acids. Gene Ontology annotation, biological process: arachidonate metabolic process. The transcript has 9 exons. NCBI's taxonomy places the organism in Eukaryota, Metazoa, Chordata, Actinopteri, Pomacentridae.